Messenger RNA from Owenia fusiformis, 830 nucleotides. NCBI's taxonomy places the organism in Eukaryota, Metazoa, Annelida, Polychaeta, Sabellida, Oweniidae. The record is from the annotation of a GenBank genome assembly.
AGUGAUUACUUGCCAAUGGAUUACUGAUUAUAGUUAUCUGAUAUUAAAGCGAUUAAUUGGAUUUAAAGCAGAUUUAACAAUGGAAUGCUUUAAUUGCAAGGAGCAAGUAAAUACAAUCAUGGAGUGGGUGACGCAUGUCUUUAACACACAUAUAGGACAUUUACAUUGCGCGACAUGUGAUAAAACAGUGUCAAUUAAGAACUUACAGGAAGGCUGCCAUCAUAUUAUGGAUUAUCAAACAUCGGUACAAAAGAAUCUAUCAUCAUCAUCCCAUCAUAUUUCUACCAGGGAUGUUUUUGAAAAAGACAAUGGAAAUAAUGGCUCAGACAAAGAAGAAACAUCGCAGAACACUUCUAACACCAAAAAUAAAACUCCAAAUCCCACCAAACCCCAAACUCUCUCUAAAUUUAGUUAUUGGCCAACAACAGAAUUUCCCCAGAGCCGAAACGCAAAAUAAUCAAACCCAGUCCAGUUUAUAGUAGUUUCCAUGAAUGCGAUACGUGUCUAUAUAGAUGCGCACAAAAUACUAUAAGGUUUUCUGAUGAUUCCUAAGGCAUUGUCAUAAUUCCUUGUUGUAUGGCCUUGUGCAAAAUAUUUGCAUUGCAUAUGCCAGUAAGGCUAGGUCAUGUUGGAUUGUUUAGGUAAUUUAACAUUAGUUACUAGGCAACUGCUUAGUUAAACAUAAACAUUUCUACGAUUUUAGUUUGACUUGGAGACCUUUGUCCUAAUUGGUUCAUUUGGUUUGCAUUGCUAUGAUUUUAAUUUGGAUUCAUACAUCUACUUCUGACCUUCAGGUUGGAAUCUAUCUCCUAAGACUUUCAUAGACUGAC